CCCCCUCUCCCUCCCCAUCGCUUUCUCCCGCCCCCCUUCUCUCUCUAAACUCUCUCUCUCUCUACUCACUCAGAGUGACUCCACCCGCUUCCUUCUGUGGCGGCAGGACUCUUGCUCUUCCUGCCUUUACUCUCUGCAAUUCUUCCCAAUCUCUAUAAACACCAAAUCUGCAUUUUGUGGCACAAUCCCUAACUUCCUGCCUGCUGUCCUCCAUUAAAAACCACAGGCGCUUAUGCCCACGCCAAAAGCUUCUCUUCUUUGAAAGCGGCUGCCAUGGUUUCUCUCUGUGAAACAUCACAUAAUGCCUCCGCUUCUUUUGCUUCCUCCUCAAACCUAACCCUGAAUACUCAAAAACCAGCUCCUCGAUCUAUGCGAACCCGGAGGUCUUCCUUUUCCUGGCAACAAAACGACCCGAUCUCGGAUUUUCCGUCGGGAUCCACUGGAUUCUCGCUCUCCAGCGAGAAAAAUGGUGAAAAUAUAAACAAGAGCGAGGAGAUCGGGGAGUUUGCUGAUCUUUCACAGGCGUUCAGCGAUUUCUCUGCUUACAGCAGCGAUAUUUCGGGAGAGCUCCAAAGACUCGCGGCAAUCCCUAGCCCCGACGCUCUACGGAGAUUUUCCGGCGAAUUUCAAAGAUUUUCCUGCGAAAAUGAUGACCAUCUGGGGUCUCAGAAGCCAGAGGACAUUUGCGUAGAGGCCUGUGAAACCCUAGAACUUGUAGAGCUCGAUCCUCUGGUGAAAGCACUGAUUAAGAACCUUGAAUCCCCUUCUGAUUCAUUGAAGAGAAUGUCAGCUGGAAAACUGAGGCUUUUGGCUAAGAAUCGCCCUGAAAAUCGCGCUCUUAUUGGGAGCUCUGGCGCCAUUUUCCCUCUGGUUAAGCUCCUCCGUAGCCAUGACCCGUUAACCCAAGAAAACGCAGUAACAGCUCUUCUAAACCUCUCAUUAUACGAAGCCAACAAGGCGGCGAUCACAUCAUCUGGGGCCAUUAAACCUCUGGUCUAUGUCCUCAAAACUGGAACCGCCAUAGCCAAGCAAAACUCAGCUUGCGCCCUGUUGAGCCUCGCUUUCAUAGAAGAAAACAAGAUUUCUAUAGGAGCAGCAGGUGCAAUCCCUUCUCUUGUGGCUCUUCUCAUGACAGGAUCAAGCAGAGGUAAAAAAGAUGCAUUGACUACUCUGUACAAGCUCUGUUCAGUUAGGGUUAACAAAGAGAGAGCAGUGAAUGCAGGGGUUGUUAGGGUUUUGGUUGAGAUGGUUGGAGAGAGAGGUUGGGGAGUUACAGAUAAAGCGGUGGUCGUGUUGAGUAGUUUGGUGGGGAUUGAAGCAGGGAAGAAGGCCAUUGUUGAAGUAGGUGGGAUCGAGGUUUUGGUUGAGGUGAUUGAGGAUGGUUCUGAGAAGGGGAAGGAGUUUGCGGCUUCGACACUGGUUCAUCUUUGUGGAGGGAGUAGCGAGUGUAGGAGGAUGUUGAUUAGGGAGGGGGCGAUCCCUCCUCUUGUUGCCUUGUCGCAGAGUGGGACUGCAAGGGCCAAGCAUAAGGCUGCUACCCUGCUUCGUUACCUGCGGGAACCUCGCAACGAAAGUAUCUGACACGAGGAAGCCUUCGAUGAUUAGAGUGAAACCCGCUAAAGCAACAUAGAGUCUUAGAGGUAUUUACUAACUGGCUGUAUAUACAGGGUGCACGGCAUGUACAGUUUUGAGUGAUCUAAACUUGGAUUAAAAAAAAAAAAAAGUCAGAUCAGAGUGAGUUUCUAUAUUUUUUAAACUCGCUAAUGAGAUUGUAUUAUGUUUGUAAGUUUUUGUGGGAUUGCGAUUUCCUUUGGGUCUGGUCGGACAAAUUUGCAGAGAAGAAUGGUUUUUUUUUGCAAGUUUUAAGGGUUGUGUUUCAAGUUUGGGGGAUUUGGUUUAGUGUUUGUACAGGCCGAGGCCAUCUCUUUUGUUUAUGUCUUAAUAGGACUAACUAUCUGAGAUGUUAUUAAUCUUUUGCAUUAUUUGAGUGGCAGUUUAAUAUUAAUUUGUAUUGACAUUUGUCUGUU
Amborella trichopoda is the source of this 2027-nucleotide messenger RNA. Its product is annotated as ARM repeat superfamily protein. Lineage: Eukaryota; Viridiplantae; Streptophyta; Magnoliopsida; Amborellales; Amborellaceae. Gene Ontology annotation, molecular function: protein binding. The record is from RefSeq and is a predicted model, not a curated record.